AUGAUCAAGCUAACGAAACGAGAACUCAAAUUCCACAAAAGGACGGAUUCGACCGUUCUGAACUUUCUGCACGAAGCGAACUUGCCGCUGACCACUGUCCAACUCGAAUGCUUUCAAAAUCUGUGUUAUCACCUAAAUCCGCUCGUCAGAAUACCCGAACUUUGUGAAAUUGUACGGAAAACGCGUUGCCAAUGAUAAAAACGAAUAAUUCCGACAGUUUUCAGAACGGCAGCUCGCACUGCUUCGUGUGCUGGGAGCCGACAACCUUCUCCGAUUGGAUCGAGUUGACCGCGGCUGACAACGUGGCCAAGAUCCUCCUCGUUCUCGUUCACUACAAACAUCUCGAUCGGGGCGCGGCGAUCCGAUUGUUCGCAAGAGGACAGUUCGUCUACAAAAUGUGCAAAGAGCACCUGCAUCCGGUCUACAAUUACAUGAUCCGUUUGCAAAGAGAAGUGGUGGCGCACUCGCGGUCCUGCUUGGUCGGCGCUCCGCCCGGAAUAGAGUUCCUCAGAGAACUCAAAGACUCGCGCAACGCCUACAAAAUCGAGCCGAAUAUCCGUGUGCCGACGCUCAAUCUCUACAGGCUUUUGUACUUUAAAAAGUUUUGCGACACUUUCAAAGUGAUGAUAGGAACGGAGAAGAACGAAAAGAUUCCGGCUCCUCCUCCGCCGCCGAUUUGUUUCAUCUGCAAUCUAUCGGAUCCGCGAAAGCGUUUCAUCGAAUUGAACGGCAUCUUCAAAGUGCUCAAAGUGCUUCUGCCGCUCGUCCAUUUCGGAGAAAUCGGUAUCGAGCAGGCGAAGAAGGCGAUCGCGUGCAAAGAGCACACAAUGUGCAUGGAGCACUUGUUCCCAGUGGUUAGCACAUUUUUCACAAGGUCUAGAAAUCAAUGAUUAUUGUUCAGUACCAAUUGAUGCUCGAGCUCAAAUAUCAAAUCGAUUGUGCGUUUGGAAGAGAGCGCUCGACGCCCGGAUACAAAAUUCUUCACAUUUUGGAGGUAAAAGUCCACAAAAUCCUCCGCCAAAUCAAAGUUUUCAGGAAACGCGUGAUAAAAUGCUGGGCACGAAGGCCUACUGCACAGACAUCAAAAACUAUCGAACCGUCUUCUUCAAGUACUUUUUCGAACAUUUCACUCCGAUGCUCACGCCGCAACAACGGGCGACACUCGCCGUGCAGAUCGGAACUCUCAGAAGGGAUAUCUUAAAGGUACGGAGUUGAGCUCACCGAAUUGAAUUCAUUCUCAGACAUUUUCAGUUCGAAAUCGGCGACAGAUACGGAGCGCUGUUCGGGGAAGACGUGAAAGCGGAACAGAACGGAGUCGAAGAAGACGAAAACGAAGAAAACGAGGAAGACGUUGAUUUCAAACCAGAUUUUUCGCAGAUUUAG
Molecule: messenger RNA, 1383 nt
Organism: Caenorhabditis sp. 36 PRJEB53466
Lineage: Eukaryota; Metazoa; Nematoda; Chromadorea; Rhabditida; Rhabditidae
Source: the annotation of a GenBank genome assembly